UGUUACUCCAAUGCCCGAGCCACCCCAGUUGUAACGUCGUUGCAUCUGCUGAAGCUGCCCUGUCGAUUCAGCCGCGGAGCUGAGACCAGCUGGGAGGUGAUUCCCCCGGGUUAGACACGGGCAGGCGGGGAGUUUGGUUCGGCACGAGUGCUGGUUGGUUGCGGAUAGCCCCCCCCCCCCCCCAAUGCGCUAGUGCUGGCGGCGGCUGCGGGAACCUUCCCUGGGGUUAACAGGGGGACCCUUACAACAUCUUGCCAGUCUGUCUGCACAACCUGGUAGCUCUCAGCAGCAUGGAGCCCGUCACCCGCAGCAGCUGCCCAUGACUUUGUCGUUUAGAAGUGUUCGUUUAACGUAAUUGUCCGACCGAACCAAGUCACAGCAACCAUGGGCCGGACGAUGCUAUCGUUGACCAUCACUUGGUCAGCCUGUCUCUGCAUGUCCUUGUGCGGGGUUGCCCGCGGAGAUGAUGAGGAGCUGGGCUCCGGGGCGUCCUACACGGAUGAAGUAGACCUAGUGGAUAAGCUUGUUUCCUCAUCUUCUGAUCUCACCAACGUGUCGAUCUCCACUGAUGAAGAGAACUGUACAGUCUAUGAAAUUGGGCAAUAUUCCACGCUCAGCGCACCCACCAGAAAAGUGUUUGGGAGCAGUUUUGCAGAUGAGUUCAGCCUACUGAUCAAACUCCGCUACAGCAUGAGGGAGGAAACCACCCUAUUCACAAUCCUGGGCUCGCAGAGCCACAUCUUGCUGCAAGUCCGGCUCAGUCCCUACGCCUUUAGCUUUGUGACCACCAGGCGGCGCCACUAUGAGUUUCCCAUUCCCUUCCUCUCGGAUGGCAGGUGGCAUAAAGUUGCAGUUAGUGUUUCGUGGGAUAAAAUUGAACUGUACGCUGACUGCAGGUUUGUCGAAAGUGUCACGUGGAGGAACUACUUUGGAAUGGAAGUGACUACGGAAGGCCUGAUCAUGAUAGGAGGGCUAAUCGAGGCCUUUGAGACACCUUUUGAGGGACAAAUUCAACAACUGCUAUUUGUUAUGGGAAAGCCAACUGAAGCCAAGGAGCAUUGCACAAGGUACAAUCAAACUUGCAAGGUGACUUCUGAAGAUGAGCCUGCCUUCCCUGGCCCUGACUUCCGUGAAGCCAACAAUGUUAUCUCGGCACAAUCAGAGGGGUCUGCGGACAUAACCAGUGGAAUGGAUACAAGACCAACUUUGACUGAGAUCAAAGGAGCGGCAGGUCAACCUCGAACGAACACAGUGCAUGGAGACUCUUGGUCAAGGCGCCCCCUUCAAUCCGAUCAUUUUGGAAGCAAUGAACUGCUGAAUCUCCCCUACAAUGAACUCACAGAUACAGGAGCAGGCAGGCCUGGCACAAUCCUCAGCGACACCUCCCUCCCACACAGUCCUACGGGGGUUUCAAAUGCUUUUGCCCAGACUCCUGAUGUUAAACGCAAUGAAAUUAAUGAAGAGAAUGACGCUAGGUCUGAUAUAAGGACUUCCAGUGCACUUAAUGAAUUAAUUGAUGAGGAGUUCUACUUAGCAGUUGAAGAUCGAAGAGAUUUUACACUCCACCAGCCAAAACUGGACAGUAGGUUGGUUGCUUCCGAUAAUCCCACAGUGAUGUCACCCACUCCAAUAAUUGACAUAGACUUUACACCUAACCCAUCCCAUGUUCACACGCCUGGAGGCAACCUGUUGGUGCAGAAGGACACUGACCCACAGCAGGGUAACGACAUAUUGCCAAUCGAUCUUGUCAGUGGAAGUGCUGCAGAUUCCAAGGGACUGAAUGAAGUGGUUAUUGAUCUAAACAGUGAUCAUUAUCCGGCUGAGAAGGCCAAAGGAGAAAUUGCUUCCGUCAAAGAGAUCUACGAGAUGGAGACCACAGACGAGACUGCACAGUGGGAAAGUGACAAACUUCAGGGAACCUCACGGAGCAGUUCGUCCCAAGCAGGGAUCCAUCAACGUCACAAAGAGCAAGUACGUGAAAGGGUCGGAGCGCCUGGGCCAACCGGAUCACCAGGGCCACUUGGCCUAAGGGGUGACCCUGGACAACCAGGACCUAAAGGAGAUAAAGGUGAUCCGGGGGUCAGGGGCCGUGAGGGGCAGACAGGUGCCCCUGGACUUCCUGGUCCUGCUGGCCUGCCGACCAUUUACCUGUGGAGAAAUACAAAUGAAGACUGGUCGGCCUUCUCCCAAACACAAACCUAUCAAAUGUUGUUGGCAGGCUGGCCGACCCAGCGUGGAGUUUCGGGACCUUCUGGACCCCCGGGAAAACCAGGCCCUCCUGGUCCCCCUGGCGUUCCAGGAUACCCAGGUCCACUGGGCAAGCAGGGCGAUGAGGGGCAACAAGGACCGAGAGGUUUCCCAGGCCCGCCAGGUGAGAGAGGGUCGAGUGGCAUCGCUGGUGAAGCAGGUCCUCGCGGCCCACCUGGUGUUCAUGGCGAACAGGGACCUCAGGGGGACCUGGGAGAGAAGGGAAUUUGCGGAGAGAAAGGGGAACAGGGCUUCAGGGGAUGGCCAGGAUCACCUGGCGACAAGGGAGAGAAAGGAGCCAAGGGUAACCGAGGUGAGACUGGGUUUCCUGGACCGAUCGGCGUUCCUGGUCUAAAGGGUUUAAAAGGACGUCGCGGUGUGCAGGGACCCACAGGUUCUGCAGGAGAAUUUGGCUUAAUUGGAGCACCAGGACUGCCGGGGCUUAUGGGUGGGGAAGGAGCUUCGGGACCCAAGGGUGCGGCGGGUGUGAAUGGCCCUGAGGGCGGGAUUGGGUUACCAGGGUUACCGGGUCCUCGAGGCACUCAGGGACCUCAUGGUAUGGAUGGAAGGAAGGGAUUUAAAGGAAAGAGAGGUCACCAGGGCCGGCCUGGAUUAGACGGACUUCCUGGUCCAAGGGGAAUGGCUGGUGAAGAUGGGCCACUCGGGCCAAGAGGGAAGCCCGGGCAAGAAGGACCAAGGGGAUUGCCUGGAGUUCGGGGGAUCCGAGGUCCAGCGGGUGAUCCUGGUACAAGAGCUGCCGAUGGAGAACAGGGAGACCAUGGGGAGAAAGGAGACUGUGGUGUUCCUGGACCGAUCAGAAAAAGAGGACUUCCAGGACCAAGGGGGACAGCAGGGAUCCCUGGAAUAUCCGGACACAGAGGUCGGCUUGGAGCAGCGGGACCUGAAGGUGACGAUGGAGUCAUGGGGCUUCAGGGACCACAGGGACUGACGGGAUCCAAGGGUAACAGGGGAGCCGAUGGACACAAGGGAAUCCGUGGAACCAGAGGACACAAGGGACAUGUUGGUCAGCGUGGUUUGGUGGGAUUACCUGGAUCAGCAGGAUUAAAAGGCCAGCAAGGAAUACAGGGUGCUGAAGGAAAGUCUGGUACACAGGGAGAGUCUGGCACUCCAGGUGAACCAGGGAGUCGAGGGCCUCGGGGUUUUGGAGGAAUGAGAGGUGAUCAAGGAGCAGAUGGAGCGACAGGACUGUCUGGCUCUGCAGGAUGUCCCAGUGCUGACGGAAUACCUGGCUGGACAGGAGAACGAGGACCCAUUGGUAAAUCAGGACUGCCAGGAGCACAGGGACCCGUAGGCAUGUAUGGGUUUCCAGGACCUUUGGGAGAACGAGGAAGUCCAGGAUCAAGAGGUGCCAAGGGAGAACCAGGAAACAAGGGGCUAUCGGGACAGGCUGGGAAACUAGGUGUGAAGGGUCCAGGGGGCAAGCCCGGUGAGAGGGGAACUCCUGGACAAGCGGGCAGAAGAGGGAAUCCAGGCACCAAGGGAUUAAGUGGCCUUCCUGGCCCACCUGGAAACGCCGGCAUUGAUGGGGUUGUUGGCAAGACGGGACCCCCAGGGGAUCAAGGACCAUUUGGAGCAGCAGGGAUCAGUGGACCCCCUGGAUAUAAAGGGCGGGAAGGAGCAGCUGGACCUGAUGGACCCUCCGGACAGACGGGGGAAAAGGGUGAAGUGGGUCCAUUGGGCGGUGUUGGUGUCACUGGGCUGGAUGGCGAGCAGGGUGAACCUGGAGGUGUGGGUGAAGAAGGACAUGUUGGAUUAAAGGGGGCCCAGGGUGAUCGUGGAGACCUGGGAAUUCCUGGUCCUGAAGGAAUUAAAGGAGAACAAGGAGAUGAAGGAUUACCAGGACCUCCAAGAGAGAGGGGCGAGCCAGGAAUACAGGGAGAAGUUGGGACCAAAGGUGAUGAAGGAGAUCUUGGGCUAACAGGACAAAAGGGAGUCAUUGGGUCAGUUGGCCCACCCGCUACUUUCGGGUCCAUUGGGGCUACAGGAGAGGCAGGCAGACCAGGGCCGAAGGGACAAAAGGGAGAGCCUAAUCUGAUGGGGGCUGUCGGUUUAAUUGGCAUUCCAGGUCUAAUCGGAGAGCGUGGGCAAACUGGUGAUAUGGGGAGGCCUGGAACACCUGGAGAAGAUGGCCCUCGAGGAGAAAAGGGUGAAUUUGGACCUGUUGGAAUUCCUGGACCAAGUGGUGGCACGGGACCAGAGGGGUUACCUGGUGAAAAAGGAGGUGCGGGAGACGCUGGCAACCCCGGAUCCAUUGGCCCAUCUGGUCCGGUGAGAUCGAGAGGUUCACCAGGCCCUAAAGGUGAAAUCGGACUGCAGGGAAUGACGGGGGAGCGUGGUCUCGAGGGCAAUGCAGGACCUCUGGGGCCAGAUGGAACGCCUGGAGAUAGAGGAGCAGCAGGUGAUCCAGGGAUGGAGGGUUCCAUGGGUGAGCAAGGACCGCAGGGCAAAGCUGGACUUCCAGGCAAAACAGGUCCGGGAGGUCAACAAGGUUUUGAAGGCAGGACGGGGGUCAAAGGAGAAAAGGGGGACAGUGGGGUUGAUGGAGUUGCAGGAGACCCAGGGAAUCCCGGAAGAGCGGGGAGAAGAGGAAAGGCUGGACCAAGAGGACUACGGGGGAAAAAGGGCUUAAAGGGCCCAAGAGGUGACAGAGGACCAGCGGGCUUUCCUGGAUCAGUCGGAUCUUCUGGAAUUUCAGGAGUAAAUGGUAAAAAAGGAAGGCCAAGGCUGAAGGGACAGAAGGGAUCCGGAGGAGAUGCAGGAACAUCAGGACCUCAUGGAGACCCAGGCAAAAAGGGGAAACCGGGAACUGAAGGUUUACCAGGAUUAAUGGGCCGUAAGGGAGAGCAGGGGCAUCGUGGUCACCCUGGUGAUAUAGGAAGGCAAGGGUUCCCGGGAUUACUGGGUCAAAUUGGACUAAAAGGACUUGAAGGAUAUUCAGGAAGCCCAGGGGUAAAAGGCACUCAGGGACCUCCGGGUCCCCCUGGUCCUCCUGGUCCACCUGGGCCUUCACUAAAGAUUUCUGAAGAAGAAUUCCAGCUGCUUUUGAAUAAAACGCGCAGUUUGGAUUCUAGAAGUAUAUGGAAGGCUAUGGAAACUCUGAACAUGGAGCUUCGGCAUAUUGUGGCCCCACCCACGGGGAGCAAGGACAACCCUGCCACAACGUGCAAGGAACUGCAGCUGUGCCAGCCACAGCUCCGUGACGGUUUCUAUUACAUUGAUCCCAAUCAGGGAUGUCCUUAUGAUGCACUGCUGGUCUUCUGCAAUUUCACAGCCAAUGGAGCCACAUGUCUGCCUAAGAAGGAAAAUGAGGUACCUACAAAAGGAUGGUUCAAAGAAUAUUCAAAGGAAAAUACAUACCAGUGGUUCAGCUCUACAGAGGGGGGAUUUUUGUUUGACUAUCCUGGAGUCAGUAUCGUACAGCUUCGCUUUUUAAAACUUCACAGUACAUAUGCCAGCCAAAAAUUAACCUACAAAUGUAAUCCGGGCCUUAAUUCAUUCAGGAUGAACAUAAGUGAUCAUAGAACUAUUCAAUUCAUGGGUGACAAUCAAAAGAAAAUAUUCAAUGGACACAAAGGAUUCUCAAUCAAUUCUGAUGGAUGCUUGUUGAAUGACUCUGGGCCUCACAAAAUCGAGUUUGAAGUCACCACUAAUGAAGUCGACCUCCUACCACUGAGGGAUUUGGCGGUGUUUAACAAUGGCGAUGAUACUCAUGAGUUUGGCUUUUCUGUUGGCCAAGUAUGUUUUUAUUAAUUAUUCAGCAGAAACCUCGGGGGAAGCCAAUGCAUCUCAAAAUCCCUGGACUACACCAGCCAAAUCAGCCAAUCUGUGGAUUUACAGGUGAACUUGGCAUUGCAAGAAAAGCACUUUUUCAAAAUAGUAAUCGUAAUUUUGUAAAGAUCACGUUUUCCUUUCAGAGGCCACCAUUAACCUUUUGGACUAUUAUCCUACUGAACAGUCAAAUGUUGUUUACAUUAAUGGUGCAACUUGAAAACAUCUGGUGCCAACUUCUGAAGCCUUUGCCACCACUUUACAUGUGUUGAACGGUGCUGAUUAAUGUUCAAAGCUGGAUUGCAGUGUGUUUCUGUAUUCAAUUCUGCACCUAAAAUUAAUCUUUCAAAAUCAGUUCACGGUGCAUUAAUCUGACAGUUUACAAAAUAGUUUUCAGAAUUGUUUGUAUAAAGGACCUAUUCUAAUAUGUUCACAGCUGUGUAGAAGCAUUUCUCUUGCCAAUUAGUACUUUACUAUUUAUACAGGACCCAAACUUUAUUAUUUCAAAUAUUAACUAUAACUGGAAAAAAGAAACAACGUGCUGGAAUAACUCAGCAGGUCUUUACUUUAGAGAUACUGUGUGGAAA
Amblyraja radiata (thorny skate) is the source of this 6623-nucleotide messenger RNA. Its product is annotated as collagen alpha-1(I) chain-like. The record is from RefSeq and is a predicted model, not a curated record. Gene Ontology annotation, cellular component: extracellular matrix. Lineage: Eukaryota; Metazoa; Chordata; Chondrichthyes; Rajiformes; Rajidae. The transcript has 67 exons. Gene Ontology annotation, molecular function: extracellular matrix structural constituent. Bases 385 to 6018 code for a protein of 1877 amino acids.